CAAUUUGCUUUAGAUUGCAGCUUCUUAUGGAAAUGUGGUUUGUAUCUUUGAGCCAGUUAGUCUCUUGAAGCAGAGCAGCAGACAUCAUAACUUGCAUUAUCAGUGGCAGAAGAAUGCUCAAAUCUUACUGGAUGGCAUAGCACAUAAUUUAACAUGGGAUCCCACAGGCACUCGCCUUUUGACUGGUUCCAGUUGUCUUCAGCUUUGGUCCAAUGUUCCUUUGGAGAACUUGUCUGACAAUGACAGCACUGACAGAACAGAUGUUGGAGAAUGGAGGUGUAUCUGGCAAUGCAAUACUGCUUCUCAAGUCUGUUUAAUGAAAUUCUCACCAGAUGGGGAGUUUUUUGCUACUGCUGGAAAGGACGACUGUCUUGUGAAAGUGUGGUACAAUACGGACAACUGGCGAUCAGCUGUAACACCACCAGGAGCAAGUCCAGGAAAACAAGCACAAGAAGUUGACUUUUCAUUUGUUUAUUUGGCCCAUCCUCGAUCAGUAAAUUCAUUUUCAUGGAGGAAGACAAGCAAAUUCAUGCCACGUGGUGCUGUCUGCAACGUACUCCUGACUUGCUGUAAGGAUAACGUUUGUCGUCUCUGGGCAGAGACUUUGUUACCAAGUGAUAGUCUGUUGUACGAUGGAGGGUAUAACAAUUGGACUGAAGCAGCGAACUUCACAAAUAGUUUCAAGAGAAAUACUUCAAGUAAGGAACGAAUGCAAAAUGCAUUAGAGUUAAACUUGAGGCACUUUCGACGAGGAAGGAGGAGGUCAGGUGCUGUUGUUGCACAUACUGGAUACUCUCCACAUCAGCAAGAUCCUCAUGAAGUUCACAGGAACAUUCUUCCUCACGCAAAUGCACUCUGUCACUUCCAUAUUGCUGCCAGCAUCAAUCCAGCAACAGAUAUUCCUCUACUCCCUUCUAUCACAUCUUUGAGUCUUGGUGAAAAUGAAGAAAAAAGUGGACCCUUUGUUGUGCACUGGCUGAACAAUAAAGAACUUCAUUUUACCUUAUCCAUGGAAGUAUUUUUGCAGCAAGUUAAAAAAAAUUUUGAACAUCAUUCUCCUGAGACAAAUGCUGAGGAGUCCAAUCCAAUGGAUGUAAGAUCAGAAGAAGAAACUGAUGAAAAUGGAGAUGAACAGAAAGGAAACGAAGAGAAGAAGGAACUGGGUGAUGAAAAGACUACUCCAGCGUCAAGCCUUGUUCCUUUAUCUUCUGCUGUUGUAGAUCAUGAAGUUGAAGUAUUGCUUUCUGAAUGGAAUAAAAAUGCUGAUAUGCUAUUCAGCAUACAUCCCAUGGAUGGUUCACUGCUAGUAUGGCAUGUAGACUGGCUGGAUGAAUACCAACCUGGCAUGUUUCGACAGGUGCAGGUGUCUUUUGUUUCAAGGAUUCCUGUUGCAUUCCCAACGGGUGAUGCAAACUCUCUUUGCAGAAGUAUAGUGAUGUAUGCAUGUACCAAAAAUGUUGACUUGGCUAUUCAACAAGGCAAACAAAAGCCUCCUGGCCUUACACGAUCUUCAUCUAUGCUUAUCUCAUCCGGACACAGUAAAUCAACCAACAGUUUAAAACUGAGUAUUUUCACACCCAAUGUUAUGAUGAUUUCCAAACAUGCAGAUGGGUCUUUGAACCAAUGGCUAGUGAGUUUUGCUGAAGAAUCUGCCUUUUCAACUGUACUUAGUAUUUCACAUAAAUCGAGAUACUGUGGUCACCGUUUUCAUCUUAAUGACUUGGCUUGCCAUUCAGUAUUACCACUGCUGCUUACAACCUCACAUCACAAUGCUCUAAGUUCACCGGACGUUGAGAAUGCAAAACAGGCAAAUGAUUCUUUAAAGUCUAAGGAGUCAACAGUAAGACUUCAGGGUAGAGGCAGUGCAAAUGUAACAUCCCAGGAUCCCAAUGCAGUUUACAGUGAACUUAUUCUUUGGAGAGUUGAUCCCGUUGGGCCAUUGUCCUUUUCUGGUGGAGUUUCUGAACUUGCUCGGAUCAAUUCUCUCCACGUUUCAGCUUUUUCUAAUGUUGCAUGGCUGCCCACUCUUAUACCCAGCUAUUGCCUUGGUGCAUACUGUAAUUCUCCAAGUGCCUGCUUUGUGGCUAGCGAUGGACAGCAUUUGAGAUUAUAUCAAGCUGUAAUAGAUGCUAAAAAACUUCUGUGUGAGCAGUCCAAUCCAGAGAUUUCUAAAUACGUUGGUGAAGUUUUUAACAUCAUAAGUCAGCAAUCUACUGCUCGUCCAGGAUGUAUCAUUGAAUUGGAUGCUAUCACAGAACUUCAUGGCAGGAAAACACAAUUAUUCCAUGUUUUUCAAGAAGACUUCAUUUUAAAUAACCAAGAGAAAGAAACACCCGAUAAGAAGAAUAAUGUAGUGGAUUCUGGAAAACAGCGGAAUGGAUUUUCUGAAAAAUUCUACUUAAUAGUAAUAGAGUAUACUCAAAGCCAUUCAUUACUGCACAUGUGGCAUUUACAUUUGAAGUCAAUUCCAGUUUCAGUAGUCCGCGCCCGCACGGCUCGGAAAGCAGCUGCGUCAGGUCGCCGCCCGCGCGGGGCUCGACGCGGCGGGGCCGAGCUGAGGCGGCACGCCGCGGGGCACUUGGGGGACGUGUCCGCAGCUGGCCGCGGCCGCGGGCGCCGGUGCGGGGCUGUGCGCGGGAAGAUGGAGGUGGCCCGCGCCGUUACGUAA
Molecule: messenger RNA, 2668 nt
Organism: Meleagris gallopavo (turkey)
Lineage: Eukaryota; Metazoa; Chordata; Aves; Galliformes; Phasianidae
Source: RefSeq, a predicted model, not a curated record